Messenger RNA from Mycotypha africana, 812 nucleotides. RefSeq lists its product as uncharacterized. Lineage: Eukaryota; Fungi; Mucoromycota; Mucoromycetes; Mucorales; Mycotyphaceae. The transcript has a single exon. Bases 463 to 729 code for a protein of 88 amino acids. The record is from RefSeq and is a predicted model, not a curated record.
CUUAAAGGGUCAUUCUACUUCUCGUUCCCUCGAAUGGAAAAGUUGCCAAAGGUUAUACAGCCCAACUCGAACAAUUCUGUAAAGUCUCCAACUUCAAAAAGUUAGGCUUCGGAAGGUAAAGUAGAUAACACUCUGCUAAAAGAUUCUGUUCUCAAGAUUAUUCUUUCACUUUUAUCGUAGUAUUGUUGAGCUUAAGACAAAAACAAGUGUGCUCUUCCGAAAUCUGAUUCGAUCUGAUGGCUUCACUGUGGACUUUUUAUUUAGUCGUAAGAAGAAACCAAAAGAAGACGCCAUCAUUGAUCAUCAUGAGUUGACGUUAGAAGACUUUUCAUAUGAAGAGAUCACGGCAAACUACAGACCCGCAGUUGUUGAUCCUGGUCGAAGACCGUAUUUACAGCAGCGAUCGGGUUAGAAACAGAAAGACAUGAGAUACGACGCUGCUCAACAAAAGAAUAUUACCACAUGACGGUUAGUACUUGUAUCAAUACAGAGUUAGAAAGGAAAAAAGCCAACUGUACGAUGAAAGAUAUAGAAAGCAAUAUACCGAGAUCCAAAACAGGCUCGCCUGAACAGUAUGAAAUAUAUACUACUUAUAUACUGCAACAUUUAGAGACUCUGUUCUCAUUCUAUGAAAGAAUUACGGAAAAAAGAAGGGCAAACCUAAGCGUAAUAAAAGGGAAAAAAAAAAGAAGAAACAGAAAGAGAAAGAAGAAGAAAAGCAGGAAGUAGAAAAGAAAGAGGAAGAGAGCCACGUUCGGUAAGUCUUGUAGCGAUUAACUAUCAACUGAAUUUGUGUAUACUCACUCUACUAU